Molecule: messenger RNA, 708 nt
Organism: Gamsiella multidivaricata
Lineage: Eukaryota; Fungi; Mortierellomycota; Mortierellomycetes; Mortierellales; Mortierellaceae
Exons: 3
Coding region: 1-708 (235 amino acids)
Source: RefSeq, a predicted model, not a curated record
AUGGCCUUUGCCGACGGAAACAAGUACAGUGCAGCAGUUGAUGCAAUACAUUUAUCACGCUGCUUUCCAACUACCCAGGACGACAAAGACUGGGUCUCUCAAGCUGCACUAACGUCAUUCGCAGCCUCUGGAUCCAGAACAAUGACGGCUGGAGUGAUCUAUUGGGUUGACAAAGAGUAUCGGCAUAAAGGCCUGAUUUCCUCGUAUUGGCUCUCGGAAAAGAUUCCUAGACAUCUUAUCACCAAGCUGAUCAUCGACAUUGGAGAAUAUACACCAGAGCAACAGAAAACGCUCAAAGCUUACAAGAUGAGGACAUUUGUAAUGCCUUUGAACAAAACGAGACAGCAUAUUGGAGCCAUUCAAGACGACAACUUCGAACUCAGCUUUUACAAGGAAAGUGGCUAUGCUCUACGCGGUUCACUUUGGACGGAUAGGUUUCGGCUCCAGCUGUCAGCAUUCAAGCUGAACGAACUCAAUGCGGUCAAGAUCUUUGGGCCCGAGCAGAUCAAGACUUUAUAUCUGGAUUUAGGGCAAGCAUUCGUGAUAGGAGCGAGUGUCCUGUUGCCCCAUCGUGAGAGACCCAAGCUGGACAAAGGAACAGGGACGAACAUUGCCAUCAAGGAACCAUCUGGAGAGAUAAAGGCUCUCAAGUUUUCCAACCUCGCUGUCAAGCAGAAGGCGAUGUAUCAGCCCACACUAAAACACUGA